UAUUAAAUGUAUUUAUCAAUUUGUCAAAGGGGAUGUGGGCGGGGUAAUGUAUAGUCAAUUUUUUUUUUGGGGGGGUGAAUAAUACAGUCAAUUAUUUUGCAUUUAAAAGUGAAAGAGUUUUUAUCAAGUGCACAGAGGGAAAGGGAGAGAGAGCGCCAGGUUUUGCUGUUAUGGUUUCCACGUGGUUUUGUUAAUUCUUUUGAGUUCUCUUGAGAGAGGAGGGUGGAUUUGCAGCUAAGCCACUAUAGCCAGGUUUUUCAGAUAUUUAUUCAUCUUCCUCUGUCUUCCCCUUUAAGAGUUAAACGUGAGUGAAGAAACACUCUAUAGAGUGAAAGUUCAGGUUGAAGAUUUCUUGAAUCAGAUGAUGCCCAAAAUAUGUCUCAAAAGCAUCCUGCUUUUAAUUGGUAUGCUUUCCAAUGCAUCAGCUGCAUUUGUAGGAAUAAACAUAGGCACCGAUGUUUCCAACCUGCCGCCAGCUUCAGAAGUGGUUGCUAUUCUUAAAACCACUCAAACAACUCAUGUGCGCCUUUUUGAUUCCGAUGCUCACAUGCUGAAUGCUCUGUCAAACACCGGGAUUGAAGUUAUGGUCAGUGUCACUAACGAGGAAGUCUUAGGGAUAGGAGAAUCUCCAUCAGCAGCCGCGACAUGGGUUAAUAGAAAUGUUGCUGCUUACUUGCCUUCGACGAAUAUCACUGCGAUUGCUGUUGGCAGUGAGGUCCUUACUUCAAUCCCAAAUGCCGCUCCCGUUUUGGUUCCCGCCAUGAAUUACCUUCACAAAGCCCUAGUUGCUGCGAACCUAAAUUAUCAAAUCAAAGUAUCAACCCCACAAUCCAUGGAUAUAAUUGCUAGGCCAUUUCCACCCUCGACCGCCAGCUUCAAUUCUACAUGGAAUUCUACAAUUUUCCAAAUCCUUCAGUUUUUAAAAAACACAAAUUCUUAUUACAUGUUAAACGCAUAUCCUUACUAUGGGUACAUUAAUGGCAAUGGCAUCUUUCCCAUCGAUUACGCUCUUUUUCAACCACUUUCCUCAGUCAAACAGAUUGUCGACCCGAACACGCUUUUUCACUAUAACAGCAUGUUUGACGCUAUGGUGGAUGCUGCCUAUAACUCUAUGGCAGCUUUCAAUUUUUCAGGGAUCCCAAUUGUCGUGACAGAAACUGGGUGGCCAUGGCUUGGUGGAGCCAAUGAACCCGAUGCCACUGCAGAGAAUGCUGAAACCUUCAACAAUAACUUGAUUCAGCGUGUGUUAAAUGGUUCAGGUCCACCUAGUCAGCCUACUUUUCCCAUCAAUACAUAUAUUUAUGAGUUAUUCAAUGAAGACAAGAGGCCUGGGCCUGCCUUGGAGAGAAACUGGGGUCUCUUUUAUACCAAUGGGACUGCUGUGUAUUCUCUGAGUUCGAGUACUACUGGUCAAAUCUCUGGGAAUUCUUCUUCGGUUUUUUGUAUUGCAAAACAAGGUGCUGAUACCAAUAAGUUGCAAAAUGGACUGAAUUGGGCUUGUGGUCAAGGUCAUGCUAACUGCAGUGCUAUUCAACCGGGACAGCGAUGUUAUAACCCUGAUACUCUACGAAGCCAUGCUUCUUAUGCUUACAAUGAUUAUUAUCAAAAGAUGCAUAGCAUUGGUGGAACUUGUGACUUUGGUGGUACAGCCACGACAAGUACUGUUGAUCCCAGCUAUGGAACGUGUAUCUUUACUGGAAGUUCAAAUUCGGGCUCAAGUACAAUAAUCUCGCCUACCGCUGCAUUUGGACCAACUACUCCUUCCACUGGAGAGAGUUCGAGGAUUCAAAUUCCAGAGUUUGGGUCGUUGAUUUUAGGAUUUAUUGCAUUGAUAUUGCUCGAUUCAUUCCGGGCUGCGUAAUUAGUCACUGCUCUGAAAAUUGCAAUGAAAUCAUGGGAAAUUCUCGAGCUUUGACAGUUCAUCUUGAUGAUUCAAAUGUUCAUUUUUGUUAAUCAUAUCCCAUUUUUAGUCAAUUUUGAUUCUUUUCUUUAAUUCCUUUCCUUUCCUCUUCUUUAUUUUGCAAGUGAGCAUGUGCAUAUGUAUAUUGUUGCAAGACUUUGAGACUUUUGUUCCUUGAAAUGGUGACAGCAUUUGGAAGAUGAAUUUUGGAUUUUGGAAUGACAAAAAAAAAAGAGCUUGGAA
Camellia sinensis is the source of this 2143-nucleotide messenger RNA. Lineage: Eukaryota; Viridiplantae; Streptophyta; Magnoliopsida; Ericales; Theaceae. The record is from RefSeq and is a predicted model, not a curated record.